Molecule: messenger RNA, 963 nt
Organism: Balaenoptera musculus (blue whale)
Lineage: Eukaryota; Metazoa; Chordata; Mammalia; Artiodactyla; Balaenopteridae
Gene: CSN1S1
Product: casein alpha s1
Exons: 9
Coding region: 167-547 (126 amino acids)
Biological process (GO): response to dehydroepiandrosterone; response to progesterone; response to estradiol
Cellular component (GO): extracellular region
Source: RefSeq, a predicted model, not a curated record
AAGAGAAAAGAGAACCUUGAAGACAACAUGUACCUUGAAUUAUUUAUCUUGUCUAAGUUACCCAGGAAUUUGUGGCUAAAAUCAGUUUACCACAGUUAAGCAAUGGAGUGUCUGAUUAAUUGGUAUUCUUACCUUGAAUGUAAAUUAGUCAUAAAACUAACAAUGCAUGUGUUUAUUUUUUAAGGAAGUUGUUCCCAGUAGCAAUGAGCAGAAGCACAUUCAAGGGGAAGAUGUGCCCUCCGAACGUGAUCUGAAAUAUAUUCUAAGAGAGAAAAUUUUCUACCACCCAUAUCUGGAACAACUUCACAGAGCAAAUGAGGAAUACCAUGCCCAACUGAGAGAGCCUAUGAGAGUAGUGAAUCAGGAACCGGCCUACUUCUACCUUGAGCCUUUCCAACAAUUCAAUCAGCUUGAUGCCCAUCCCUAUGCUGCCUGGUAUUAUUAUCCUCCACAAGUCACACAAUAUAUUGCUUCUCCAUCAUCCUCCGACAUCCCUAAACCCAUUGUCUCUGAGAACGGUGGAAAAACAAUUAUGCCACAGUGGUGAAGAAUCAAGUGAAUUCUCAGGAGCUCCACAAUUAUGGUCUUUGAUGGGACUGAAAAUUCCAUGCUCUAAAUUUCUUUCAUCUAUCAUGUAAAACCAUUCUAUCCAAAGGCUUUGACUGCUAUUUUAGAAUAAGACAGUCCCAAAUUGAAGGCGUUCUCUUCUUGAGUUCUCUACUGUAUAUUAGAUAGCAUAUCAUCCUUAAGUGAAAUUGUCCUAACAGUUUAUUGUCUAAAUUCCAGCUGUAUCAUGCCAGUAUGAAAGCCACUGAGUCAGAGGGAAUUAAAGUCUUUACUAAAUUUCUGUAUGGAAAAUUUGUUUAAAAAGCCUUUGAAUCACUUCUCCUGUAAGUGCCAUCAUUUCAAAUAAUUGUGUGCAGUGACUGAGAUUUUUUCUUUCUUCUUUUCAAUAAAUUACAU